AUGGCCCCAAAUAGGAAGACAAGAGGAAGAAAGAAGAAGGUUGUGGACAAUGACGAGCCAGAGUUUGUUUGUACUUUGGAACCUAAAAAUUUAGAACCAGAUGAACCUACAAAGAAGAAGGUUGUGGACAAUGACGAGCCAGAUCAGCAAUCACAACAUAUGGAAAGACCAGAUCAUGAAGUGAAUGAGGAACAAAAUGACGAACAACAUGCUGCGGGAUUGAAUGAGGAACAAAAUGACGAACAACAUGCUGCGGGAUUGAAUGAGGAACAAAAUGACGAACAACAUGCUGCGGGAUUGAAUGAGGAGCAAAAUGACGAACAACAUGCUGCAGGAUUGAAUGAGGAAGAACUUGAAGGUGAGGUUGAAUUAUCUGGAGAUCAUGAUUGUAGGCCUAAGAAAAAACAGAGAGGACCAACAAGGAUGAAAAACAUAGCUAAGGAUUCCAAUACUCGGGAACAUGUUCAAUUCACUGAAAUGGGAGAGCCUUAUGGUCGGGGGUCGGUUAAGCUGUCAUCAUACUUAGGUACAUUGGUAAGAGAGCAUGUACCUAUCAUUAUUGAAGACUGGAGGAAAGUAAGUGAAGAACUGAGAACAGUUUUAUGGAAAUCAAUUCAGGCAAGGUUCGAUGUCGAUGAUGACUAUCAAAAGGUUGCAUUGCUAAAGCAAAUGGGAUGUUUAUGGAGAGCAUAUAAAGCACGAAUUGUUCAAAAGAUAAAUACAGCUAAGACAAACCAACAAAGGAUAAAUCUGCGUCCAAAAAAUAUUUCUCCAACAGAAUGGCAGAAAUUUGUCAAAUUCAAAACAAGUCAAGUCGUGAGUGAUCAAUAUAAGAAACGAAGGAGCAUGCAGAUUCCUCAUACUUGUAGCCGUAAAGGGAUGGUUAGACUCGCUGAAGAAAUGAAAGAGGAAAGCUCAGAUCCAUCUGAAGUCACAAGACUAAAGGUGUGGGUGAAGUCGCAUACCAAGAAAGAUGGUAUGCCCGUGAAUACAAAUGCAGCGGCAAAGUUUAGAAAAACAGCUGAACUAGUUGAUACCCAGCCUGAAUCAAAUUCAACAAAUCCUAAAGAUGAUCUCCUUUCACAACUACUAGGCACUGAUAAUCCUGGGAGGCUAAGGGCAAUGGGGAGAGGCAUGAGUAUGUCCAAGUUAGCGUGUUUCCAAGUUAAGAACAAGAAUAUGGCUGAAAUGCAAGCGAAACAAGUUCUAUUGCUACAAACAGUAAAAGAACUACGAGAGGAGAUUGCCGAAAUUAAAAACAAAAAACACGAGCCUGGAGUCGGUGAGAACUCAGCUGCAAGAACUGUUAACAGAGGAAAAUCCCAACCAAAGUGUGUGUUGGUUGAUUGGGCUGGUACAGAUGACAAUGUUGUUGAGGGUCUUGUUCUUUCAACAGAUCCAGCUGACUUUGUUAAUGACAUUCCCUUAGGCCCUAAUCAUAUUAAAGUUUUGGUUGAAACGGCUAUCAAACCAGAUGCGUAUCUAUGGAAACCUGCAAUUAAUGUGUUCAACAUUGAGCAAGCUGUUGGGUUAGUCAUUCUAAUUUGA
Messenger RNA from Camelina sativa (false flax), 1548 nucleotides. Lineage: Eukaryota; Viridiplantae; Streptophyta; Magnoliopsida; Brassicales; Brassicaceae. The record is from RefSeq and is a predicted model, not a curated record.